Solenopsis invicta (red fire ant) is the source of this 2645-nucleotide messenger RNA. RefSeq lists its product as uncharacterized. The coding region runs from base 1 to 1695 and encodes 564 amino acids. The transcript is spliced from 6 exons. The record is from RefSeq and is a predicted model, not a curated record. NCBI's taxonomy places the organism in Eukaryota, Metazoa, Arthropoda, Insecta, Hymenoptera, Formicidae.
AUGGUCGUGGAAUUAUAUGCUCAAAAAUAUCGAGAAAUUUUGUUGAAAAAAAAGGAUCAUCGCAGAUUGUCACGGGACUCCAUUGUAGAGGAAGAUCGUCAAGAUCAUCACAGGACUCAAUCGCAGAAGAGGAUCAUCACAGAACUCAAUCGCAGAAGAGGAUCAUCACAGGAUUCCAUCGCAGAAGAGGAUCAUCACAGGACUCCAUCGCAGAAGAGGAUCAUCACAGGACUCCAUCGCAGAAGAGAAUCAUCACAGGACUCCAUCGCAGAAGAGGAUCAUCACAGGAUUCCAUCGCAGAAAAGGAUCAUCACAGGACUUCAUCGCAGAAGAGGAUCAUUACAGAAUUUCAUCGCAGAAGAGGAUUAUCGUGGAAGAGGAUCGCGUGUCUUGGGACUUGGUUGCAUAAGGAUUAUUAUGGGAUUUUAUUAUAGAAGAGGAUCACGGGGACUCAAGAGGAUUAUCGUAGAAGAGGAUCAUCGUAGAAUUUUGUUGCAAAAGAUCAUCACAGGAUUCCAUUGUAGAAGAGGAUCAUCAAGAUUAUCACGAGACUCAGUCGCAGAAGAGGAUUAUUACAGGACUCCAUUACAGAGGAGAAUCAUCAAGGGGACUCCAUCCCAGAAGAUCAUCGUGGAAAAGGAUCAUGUGUCGUGGGACUUUGAUGCAGAGGAUCAUCACAGGAUUCCAUUGCAGAAGAUCAUCACAGGACUCCAUCGCAGAAGAGGAUCAUCAAGAAAGAAUUUUGUCGCAGAAAAGGAUCAUCAGGAUUUCGUCGCAGAAGAGGAUCAUCAUCAGGAUUUCGUCGCAGAAGAGGAUCAUCAUCAGGAUUUCGUUGCAGAAGAGGAUCAUCAGAAGGAUUUCGUCGCAGAAGAGGAUCAUCAGAAGGAUUUCGUCGCAGAAGAGGAUCAUCAGAAGUAUUUCGUCGCAGAAGAGGAUCAUCAGAAGGAUUUCGUCGCAGAAGAGGAUCAUCAGAAGGAUUUCGUCGCAGAAGAGGAUCAUCAGAAGGAUUUCGUCGCAGAAGAGGAUCAUCAGAAGGAUUUCGUCGCAGAAGAGGAUCAUCAGAAGGAUUUCGUCGCAGAAGAGGAUCAUCAGAAGGAUUUCGUCGCAGAAGAGGAUCAUCAGGAUUUCGUCGCAAAAGAGGAUCAUCAGGAUUUUGUCGCAGAAGAGGAUCAUCAGAAGGAUUUCGUCGCAGAAGAGGAUCAUCAGAAAGAUUUUGUCGCAGAAGAGGAUCAUCGUGGGACUUUAUUGCAGAAAAGUAUCAUCAAGGGGACUCAAUUGCAGAAGAGGAUCAUAGUCAAUUUUGUUGCGGAAGAGGAUAAUCAUAAGAUUCCAUUGCAGAAGAGAAUUAUCGUAGGACUUUAUUGUAGAAGAGGCUCAUCAAAAGAAUUUCAUCACAGAAGAGGAUCAUCAAAAGGAUUUCAUCACGGAAGAGAAUCAUCAAAAUUUCAUCGCAGAAGAGGAUCAUCAAAAGGAUUUCAUCGCAAAAGAGGAUUAUCGUGGAAGAGAGUCGCGGAGACUUUGUUGCAUGAGGAUCAUUACAGGACUCCGUCGCAAAAGAGGAUUAUCACGGAAAUCUCAUUGCAGAAAAGAAUCAUCACGGAAUUCUGUCACAAAAGAGAUUUAUCGUGGGACUUUGCAAAAGAGGAUUAUUACAGAAAAAAAAAUUAUCCUGUGAUAUACAAGAGUGCGUCAUAGAAGAGGAUAUAUAUAUAUUUGUAUAUGGAACUUUUGUUAAGAAGAAUCGUUAUCAUUUGACUUCAUUAGAGAUAAGUAUUGUUAGAAGAUUACGAUAUAACUAGGUCAUCUCAAUUUUGUUACAAGGUUAUUGCUCACUUAUAUGAUAGAAUAAUAACCGUUUUGUAAAUUGAUCACAAAACUGUUAUUAUUCUAUCAUAUAUAAUAUACUUAUUAUACCUUAUGUUUUCAUUUGUUUUAUAAAGUCAGGAAAAGGUUUUCUAAUGUAUAAGAAAAUACAAAACUACAUGCAUGAGAAUCAGUAUGACUUAUUGAAAAAGGAUUAUCCUGGAUAUAUAGAAGAUCGUAAAAUGUCUGUGCAGAAAAAAAAUUAUGCGAGUUUGUCAAGAAUUAUUGUGUUAUCGUUAUUGAGAAGAAUCGUCAUAGAAUUUCAUCACAAAAAAAAGAUUGUUUUAUUGUAAUAUAGAAUUAUAAUAUUUGAACAUAGAAAUUUAGAAUUUUAAUAUCAUACAAAGUUUUGAAAUCGUGAAUUAUUAACGUUAUUCGCAUCAAUUUUUCAACUUCGUAAUUAUUGAAUAUGCUACUAAAUUAUAAAAUUUUAUUGUAAAUUUAAAUUUGUAUCUAUGAUGUUCAUCAUGCAUGAUUGUUGCAUCUAACUUGUCAUAAUGAACUAGACGUGAUGCGUUUGUCUGAAAUGCGCCUAAUCUAAAAAGAGAAAACUAAUGACCGCUUCUGUAUACAUGUAUCAGAUCACCAUUUGCAAAAACACUUAACGCAUCAACGAAUCAACAAAAGCGCAUUAAAGAAAAAUGUGAACUUAUAUAUGAGCAUAUGUUUAGAGAAAAUUUUGUUAUAUUUUUGUCUUGUUUGUAUUUGAUAAUUUACUCAUAAUCUAACAUUUAUUCUGUAUUUUUCUCGAAAAUCACAAUAUAAAUAAAGUUUAAGCAAAA